CGCGCGCUCCGGCAGCGAUUGAGCGGCCUGGCCCUCAGCGCUCCCGCAGGACCCCCCCAGGCCCCCCAUGGGGCUGCUGUCGGACCCCCAGUGCCGGCGGGCGCUGGCCCGGCUCGUGCUGCGCCUCAACACCCCCCUCUGUGUCCUGAGUUACCUGUCAGGUGUCACCUGGUUCCUGCUGCUGCCAGCCCUGGCUCCCCGCACGUACCUGUCUGAGAACGCCAUGGGCUCCACCAUGGUGGGGGAGGGCUCCGAGCUCGGCCCCCGCGCCCUCAGCCUGGCCCGGGAGUUCGGGGGGCACAAGAGGAAAGUGGGAGGGAUGCCAGUGGAGUGGCUGGAGCAGACCAUGUUCCAGCUGGGGCUCGAGGUCCAUCGCCAGCCCUUCACCCGAACCCUGCCCUUCCCUGACGAGGCUCACGAGCGCUACCUGGUUCGGGGUGUGAAUGUUUUUGGGGUGCUCCGGGCCCCCCGCUCCUCCAGCACCGAGGCUCUGCUGCUGCUCGUGCCCUGCUCCGAGGGCAGCACCAACAACCAGGCCGUGGGGCUACUGCUGGCCCUGGCGGGCUACUGCCGGAGUCAGAUUUACUGGGCCAAGGACAUCAUCUUCCUGCUGAGUGACCACGACCUGCUGGGGACACAGGCCUGGCUGGAGGCCUACCAUGACCUCAACCUUACUGGGAUCAGCUCUGGGGGUCUCUCGGGCCGGGCUGGGGCCAUCCAGGCCGCUCUGGCCCUGGAGCUCAGCUCGGACGUGCUGACCAGCGUGGAUGUGGCCGUGGAGGGUCUCAAUGGGCAACUGCCCAACCUGGACCUGCUCAACCUCUUCCACUCCUUCUGCCAGAAGAACGGGCUGCUCUGCACCUUCCAGGGACAGCUGCCCCCCCCGGAGGGUCCCUCGGGCCCCUCUUUCAGCCACAGCCUGCGGACCCUGGGGCUGAUGCUGCUGGGCCAGGCCGGGGGGGCUCCCGGGGGGGCUCACGGGCUCUUCCUGCGCUUCCGCAUCGAGGCCCUGACCCUGCGGGGCAUCAACAGCUUCCGGCAGCACAAGUUCGACCUGGGGGCUCUGGGCAGGACCCUGGAGGGAAUGUUCCGGAAGCUGAACAAUCUCCUGGAGCGGCUGCACCAAUCCUAUUUCCUGUACCUGCUGCCGUCCCUGGCGCGCUUCGUCUCCAUCGGCUCCUACGCGCCCGCCCUGGGGCUGCUGCUGCUCGUGCUGGCCCUCAGGGCCCUGGACCUGUGGAUGCGGCUGAGCCGGAGCGAGGAGGGGGAUGGGGACCCCCCGGCUGGGGAGCCCCGUGGGGGGUGUCUGUGGCUGGUGCCCCCCGUGCUGGUGUCGGGGGCAGCGGGGGCUGCCCUGCACCUGCUCCCGGUUCGGGGUCAGGCCGUGGCCACCCAGCACUUCCCGGUGGGCGAGGCCGAGGCUGUGGUGCUGGCCCUGAUCGGGAUCUACGUGGCUGGGAUGGCCCUGCCCCACAGCACACACAGAGCCCUGUCCGGAGGUGGUCAGCGGGCCUGGAUGACCCUCAAGCUGCUGGCCCUGCUGGCCCUGGCUCUGCUCCUCACCUGCCUGGCCCUGCUCAACUUCUCCCUCGGCUUCCUCCUGGGGGUGACGCUCGUGCCCCCCGCGGCCGCUGUGAGACCUGGGGGGAACAGGUUACCCCUGGCCGUGCUGUUGUUGCUGACAUCCCCUGGAGUCUCUCUGUUCCUGGCUGUGCUCCUGGAGCGGGAGCUGCUGGAGGCGCCGGCGGCUCUGGGCGAGGCCUGGCAGCGAUUCCUGGGGGCUCUGGGCCAGGGGCUGCUCCAGGAGCACCUGCACGGAGCCCACCUGAGCCCCCUCCUCACCCUGGGGGCCUACCCCUGCUGGCUGCUGCUCUGGAACGUGCUCUUCUGGAAGUGAUGGACGGACAGACGGACAGACAGACCCCACCUGAACCCACCUGAAUCCACCUGAACCCACCUGAACCCACCUGA
Molecule: messenger RNA, 1971 nt
Organism: Poecile atricapillus (Black-capped chickadee)
Lineage: Eukaryota; Metazoa; Chordata; Aves; Passeriformes; Paridae
Gene: GPAA1
Product: glycosylphosphatidylinositol anchor attachment 1
Exons: 13
Coding region: 68-1897 (609 amino acids)
Biological process (GO): attachment of GPI anchor to protein
Cellular component (GO): membrane; GPI-anchor transamidase complex
Source: RefSeq, a predicted model, not a curated record